GCCGUCUUCGACAGUGUAGCCAACAGUCCAUCUCAAACUCACGAGACGGUGUACGCCCGUACAAAAGCUUUUGGUUUUGGUAACAGUCCGUUGUAGCUGCAGUUUACUGGCUUGACCCCUUCAGACCUGCUGAAGACCCAGAUGCUAGCUGUCUCAGUCGCCUCCCACCGGCUCCAUCCCGCCUACUCCGCACCUGGGUUUCUCGACGCUUGCCGACUACAGGCAAAGUACCACUCUCACUCCGGAGACAUCGCUCGAAGAUCGGAAGCACUCACCGCUGACAUUCGUGUGUAUUGCCCAAAUUUGACCAAAGCGACAUGCAUUUUUAAAAAUUCAGCUAAUGUGGAAAUACAACGCAUUUUGAAUAGCACAGAUGAAACGUCAAAAUUAACUGAAAAUUGGUAGUGGGCUACGGCCGUGGACUGGAGAUAUCUCUCAACAGCAGCAUCCAGUGCGCUUUGGUUCCACUCGCUUGUCCAUCCCAGAUAGCCGAUCGGUUCACUCUAUUGACAGCGAAAUUCUUGGUCCCAUCGUCACUCUGACUGUUUGCUUUGGAGUUGGACUGAUAGAAAAACAACUUAUUGGACUUAUAUCGACAGGACUGCGAAACAAUUCAUCGUUCCAACGAUCCGAGUCGAAGACAGGAGAUUUAUUUUGCCUUCACAUCACCGUAACGCAUGGUGGGCAUUUCUGCCUCUUUUCAGUGUCGCACUGAGAAGCGCCUCACCAUGCCCGACUCACCGGCGGAUGUGAAAACGCAGUCCAGGUUAACGCCCCCUACCAUGCCCCCACCUCCCACCUCACAAGGAGCCCCCAGGACCAGCUCCUUCACCCCCACCACACUUACUAAUGGUAGUAGUCAUUCCCCCACCACGCUGAAUGGCGCUCCGUCUCCACCCAACGGCUUCAGUAACGGCCCUUCCUCCUCCUCCUCAUCCUCGCUGGCCAAUCAGCAGCUGCCGCCAGCGUGCGGAGCCAGACAGCUCAGCAAGCUCAAGCGCUUCCUCACCACGCUGCAGCAGUUCGGCAACGACAUCUCGCCUGAGAUCGGCGAGCGGGUGCGCACUCUGGUGCUUGGCCUGGUGAACUCCACUCUGACCAUAGAGGAAUUCCACUCCAAACUGCAAGAGGCAACCAACUUCCCGCUCCGACCUUUUGUCAUCCCCUUUCUGAAGGCCAACCUGCCCCUGUUGCAGCGCGAGCUCCUCCACUGCGCGCGGCUGGCCAAGCAGAACCCGGCCCAGUACCUGGCCCAGCAUGAGCAGCUCCUGCUGGACACCAGCACCACCUCGCCCGUCGACUCCUCGGAGCUGCUGCUGGACGUCAACGAGAACGGCAAGAGGCGGACGCCUGACAGAACCAAAGAGAAUGGCUUCGAGCGGGACACCCUGCACCCAGAGCAUCCCAGCAAGAGGCCCUGCACCAUCAGCCCUGGUCAGCGCUUCAGCCCAUCCAACGGCCUGCCUUACCAGCCCAACGGCAUGCCCCACCCCACCCCUCCGCCCCCACAGCACUAUCGCCUGGACGACAUGGCCCUGGCCCACCACUACCGGGAGUCCUACAGGCACCCCAACCACCGGGAGAUCAGGGAGCGUCCCAGGCCCAUGGGCAUGCAUGGAGCUCGGCAGGAGGAGGUCAUCGAUCAUCGGCUCACAGACCGAGAAUGGGCAGAGGAGUGGAAACACCUUGACCAUGUAAGAAAACUGCUGAACUGUAUCAUGGACAUGGUGGAGAAGACGCGGCGCUCACUGACGGUGCUACGACGUUGUCAGGAGGCCGACCGCGAAGAGCUUAACUACUGGAUCCGCCGCUACAGUGACGCGGAGGACCUCAAGAAGGGAAGCAGCAGCAGCCAGUCACGGCAGCAAAGCCCAGGCAGCCAGGACGGCUCACAAGCAGAGAUUCACCGGGACCUGCUUCACAGGCCAGUGUCAGGCUAUGUGCCAGAGGAAAUCUGGAAGAAAGCCGAAGAGGCUGUGAAUGAGGUGAAGAGGCAGGCCAUGUCCGAGCUGCAGAAGGCCGUGGCCGAGGCCGAGAGAAAGGCGCACGACAUGAUCAGCAGCGAGCGGGCCAAGAUGGAGCGCACCGUCGCCGAGGCCAAGCGGCAGGCGGCCGAAGACGCACUGUCCGUCAUCAACCAGCAGGAGGACUCCAGUGAGAGCUGCUGGAACUGCGGGCGCAAGGCCAGCGAGACAUGCAGCGGCUGCAACACGGCGCGCUACUGCGGCUCCUUCUGCCAGCACAAGGACUGGGAGAAGCACCACCACGUCUGCGGCCAGACCCUCCAGGCCCAGCAGCAAGGGGAGACGCCGGCCACUAUCAGCUCCUCGGCCACCCCCAGCAGCGGAGCGGUCAGCCCCUCCGACACGCCCUCAGCCGCCACACCCCGUUCCGCUACCCCCGGAACCCCCUCCACAAUAGAGGCCACUCCCCGUUAGAGAGCUCUCUUGACCGCAACCCCCCCCCCCCCGAACCCACCACUGUUUUCAAUCCCAUCCCCUUACAUCCAAUCCCUGCCCAACGUGACUCAAUUCCUGCCUCACAUAUGCCUCACUUGGUUCGCUGAAGAUGCUAGGCUAGCACGCUAGAUGCUAGGCUAGCACGCUAACUAUGAGAGAAGGGAGAACGUCUGGGAGAAGUUGACUGCUCGCAGAAGGAGGAUGAGGUCCAUAUCAGGUCAUAUUGACUUGUCAAAGAUAUUCUUUGAUGUUUAAAAAAAAACAUUUCGUUCCGUUUUGCUAUUGUUGCUAUAGCUACUAUCACUUGUUCAUUCGUCGUUGUCGUCGUCUCGUCUGUGUUUUUGCUUUUUUAUGUUCUUGUAAAUAAGACAGAGAAAAGAUGAACUCCGAAGACAGUAGAGACCUCCAGAUGAGAAUAAGUGAUCUCUCCCUCUUUUUCCCCCCCUCCUCUUUUGAGCAUUCUUACGUCCAGUAGCUGGGAUUGCAAAAAAACUAGUUGACCUCAUUGAAAGACACUUUACCAAACAAAACAAAAACCAAGGGAUAAUUCAUAGCUGUUGCAAAGCAAAGACAAAUAUUAUCUGUGAUUGGACAGCCAGGAACAGGAGUAAUAAGAGUAAAACAACAACAGAAUGCCAUGGGGGUACGGGAGCAGGACAAAAACGCAGCGCAAGAUGGAUGGCACGAGUGUGCUCUGGACUGAACUCUGCAGUUCCACAACCACAUGCACAGAUGUGCACCAGAUUGUGAAGGAGCACAGAUGUUUGUCCUUUUUCACCAUCCUCCCUGCCUCCCUCCCCCUCACACUUCUUCAAGACAUUGAAUAAUAUUCAGGUCAGUGGACUGAGAAAUAAGAAGCUGUUUCACAGUGAUAGGUAAGAGCACAGAGAGAGUCCAGGACUUGGACAUGAGAUCGGGACGUCAGACAGGUGGCUGCAGGACACUCUGAAGCACUACUUUCCCUACUGCACUCACUCAGCACAGGAAGUGCAUUCCCUCAACUAUAAGGAAGUGAAGUCAUCAGCCCCGCCCAGCACAAAGACUGUCGCACCCUCACUAUGACAGCGUCUGGGUACCAAGGGCUGGAAAUUUACCUACCGUUCCCCACGAGGCUUCUCCACAUCUUUCUGGAACGUUCUGGACGUUCUCCGGACCCAAUCACGCUCUGCUCAUAACGUCAGUCUUCAGGCUUUUCUUUUGUCUUCGUUUUCUUCUCCUAUUCUCUCGUUUUGUAGCUCCGUUUGUGUUAAAACACUAGUGUCCUGUGCAGUCUUUAAUGGUUAUUUAUUGUGUAUGUGUUGGACAAUUGUGACGAUGCAUUAUAGUUUUAAUCAUGGUCACAGACUCAUCCCUCUUGCUGGUGCAAAAAUGUGGAGAAAAAAAAACCCAUCCCUCUCUUUCUUGAGCUGCUUUUACAUUUGUCUGUGUUCGUGAUAGUUCCCAAGUGGCUCCUCAAGGAGAGAGAGACACUUCUUUCCGUUGCCCUGGAACAGGAAACACAAGCUAUCUCUCAGAGCUGCUAUUUCACGCGAAAUUCAGAUCUCUUGUCUGAGAAUUAGCAUGUUAUGUGGAAUGCUAAUAUUUGAUGAUUUGUACAAGGGACGUACAUAACUGUAUUUGCACUGUCACAAACUUUCUCUCAGCAUGCUUCUUGGCCAUUUUUGUCAGUAGAGAGCCAUUCCUCACAGAUUUUACUCUGUAGUGCUUUGCAUAGCCUAUCUGUGAUUUUUCUUUCUGUAAAAAGGAGAAAUUGUAUCAUGAUCUGCUUUUAUUAGUAACGUUAUAACUUUGCUUUGAGUAAAUACAGGCAGUGCAUGCACAUUACUGAACGCUGAGAUAUAUGUUGUUUUUAUAGAAAAAGAGAAAAAGUAAAAAAAAAAAUUUAAAAAAGGCAGUAAAAAGAAGAAAAAAACAAUGAACUAAAUUUCCAAAUGCAGAGGCAUAGACAGACAGCUUUAACACAACAGAGCACCAGGUCUCACACAGUAUUACGACAAAAAUUAAAGAAUUUAAACAUGGAUGACAGCCAAAGACAGACAUAAAGGACCAAAACCUGACUAUCCAAGAUCUAAAAAAAAAAGAGAUUUGUUCAAAUGUACGGUAACUCAUAAUUUUAAUCUCUCUUUUUUCAUUUCUUUUUAUUUUGAGCCAGCCAGACAUCAAGGGGGAACCAGCCUUUUCCUCAUUUAUUUUAACUCUAAAUUUAACCCACUGUCCCCAGUUUGUAUGGAGGAUAUGCCGCUGACUAUGACACACCUACUAACAGUAUGCACUGCAUUUCUUUAAAGUGCAUAGUGGCUUUUUUGUAAGAGCAAUAAUAACUAAAAGUUUGUAAAGCUGUGUGGUGUGUCAUGGUGUCAAGUCACUGGUAACGAGGUUUCCCCCUCAAGCUUAUAUAGCAUUUUUUCCUCACUUUAAGUUCUGUUUAAUACAGUUUUAUUUCCCCUAUGGCACUUGUGUGACAUCACCACCCUCCCAUUGGUCAAGUGGCCCUUGAAAAAGGUGUGUAAUUAUGACGAGGUUAGACUUCACAUGUUUGACAUCAUUUCAGCGCAGUGGCUCACAUAGUGAACAGGGUUACUUUUAGUCCACAAUUGGUGGCGGUGGCAUCAGUUUCACCAUUCGACGCCAAGCCAUGGAGAAAUGGAUAGGAUCUGUAACUCAUUUUCUUAUGAUAAGUAUUGAAUAAAGAAAACAGAACAACCUCCUUUUGAUUGGUUGGAGUAGGAAGAGGGAACCCAAUGAGCACUUACUUAGAUGCACACAGAAGAUACACACCCAUCCCCACAUUCACUCACACACACACACACACACACACACACACACAGAAAAAAAAGUAGGAAAUAACAACACAAACAACAACUAAUGGUGCUACAGAUGCUCACUUGACCUCUGAGGUAGGAUGGCGAUACAGGUUUAACGUAACGGUGGACGUUUCCUCCUCCCUCCUCUCUUUUUGUCCUUCUCUCUCUCUUUUUCUCGACUCUGUGGGGUUGAAGAAUCCAAAUAGGUGUCUGACACCCUUACACGUCUCCUCAGAAGCUGCCUGGCAGCAAAGCUGUUUGAACACUAGCGUGUUGUAUUUCAAAAAUAUAGACAAUGUAGUGUGAUACACUCGAAUCUAACCAGGUCAACCUGGGCACACCACAAAAGAAGACAAACUGUAUAGAUAAACCUCGAUAAAAAAAAUAAAAGAAGCUCUUUUCUCCUCUUCUUCACUAUUGUCUGUUUUGCUACAAAGUCCUCGGUGGCAAAAAACGUUGUACUCUACCUCUGACUGCAGGAUAAGAGCGCCAGUGGCAGAGCAGACACUGGUCUAGUCAAACCAAAAUGGGUGGGAAAAAAAGAACAGGAAAAAAUCCCAAAGUUUCAGGCUCAUACAGCUGCAAAACCAUAUCACUACUUGGUAACAAUGCAGACCUCAUGAAACCUAAUGAAUAGAAAUGAUAUCAAAAAGAGAAAAAAAACUUUUCUUACAUUGUGUUUUGUCUUUUUCACUCUCUAUCUCUCUCUCUCUCUCUCUUACACAUUCACACACAAACACAAAAACAUAUGCACACACAGACACACAUAUAUACAACGUACACAUAUACUCAUGCACACAGAUGGCAUCAAGGUUUUGAUUUGUGAGGUAAUGAAUUAAGGACAAAAACAUAGUGAUUGUAGAGAAUGUGUGACCUCUGUUUGAUAUUCAGUUACAGCCGCGCUCUAAGAUCAGAAAUGUGAUUUUCUCCCCCCCCCCUUUCAUUUCUUCUUUCUCUGCUGCCCCUCCUCCCCCCUUACCUCCCCCCUCCCUGUUGUAAACAUGCUAGGCCGUCUGUCAAUGUUAUUUAGGUUCACGUUGGGGGGUAUAUACAUAAAGACAAAAAAAAUGUUUCUUAAAAAAAUACAAAAAAAAAAACAAAUGAAAAAAAAUGGCUGGUGAAUUUCCGCAUGCCUCUUUUUUUUACCUACGGGGGAGAAGUGUGUGCACUCUCCAGCUUGAAAAACGAGGGAAGCACUGGGAUGAUGGAAGGGACCUUCUCAAAGUGACAAAUGGAAAUGGGUCCAUGGGUGGGGAUCUGCUCAGCAGAGCGCUGAGAGCUAGGGGUGGAUGGGACGGGAAGGGAAGGGAAUGGGUUUCUGAGAAAUUUUAUUGUGAAGAUAAAACUCAAAUAAAUUAAAAGUCAUUGUGCAAUACUUCAUUGAAACAUGAACCACAGAUUUAUGGUAGACUGACACUGAGAGGUGGUCCUUCAUUGCUUUGUCAGUAUACAAUUCAGCUUUUCUUCAAGUCUACUAUGUCAGAGCUGUGGUUCUUUGUUUGUUACUUCUUUUUGUUUUCUUGUUUUGUUUUGUUUUGUUUUUUGUUUUCUCUUUUUUCUUGGCCUGUAUUCUAUGGUCUGUCAGUCUGUGAAUCUUUGCAGUAUGAUUCUGGUAUCGUUGUACUCUUUACUGUGUAAUAAAUAUGUUAAUACCUGCAUCAGA
This is a messenger RNA of Alosa sapidissima (American shad), 6926 nucleotides long. RefSeq names its product RUNX1 partner transcriptional co-repressor 1 (gene runx1t1). Gene Ontology annotation, biological process: DNA-templated transcription; negative regulation of DNA-templated transcription. Lineage: Eukaryota; Metazoa; Chordata; Actinopteri; Clupeiformes; Clupeidae. Gene Ontology annotation, molecular function: transcription corepressor activity. The record is from RefSeq and is a predicted model, not a curated record. Gene Ontology annotation, cellular component: nucleus. Bases 678 to 2438 code for a protein of 586 amino acids. The transcript is spliced from 11 exons.